This is a messenger RNA of Carlito syrichta (Philippine tarsier), 1253 nucleotides long. Its product is annotated as X-ray radiation resistance-associated protein 1-like. Gene Ontology annotation, cellular component: nucleus. The coding region runs from base 137 to 1246 and encodes 369 amino acids. The record is from RefSeq and is a predicted model, not a curated record. Lineage: Eukaryota; Metazoa; Chordata; Mammalia; Primates; Tarsiidae. The transcript has 10 exons. Gene Ontology annotation, molecular function: protein binding.
UUACUAAGGAGUGGGGAAGGCGCCACCGUGGAGCGGCUCGGAGAACCCCGGGAGGCUCUCAGGCGCGCAUCCCGCCUGACCGGGUCGUCGCGUCCGCGGACCUCUCGGAGGCGGAAGCGACGCCGGAGGCAGGAAGAUGGCUUCCUCAGGAAUCUACAAACUGGAUGAUGGGCAGCCUUACCUGAACAACUGCUUUCCAGCCAAAAAUCUCCUUCGGAUGCCGCAGGAAGGCCGAGGACACUGGUUAGUAGCUCGGAAGGGUAGCCUCAAGAAGAAGCUCAAGAGUAUGGUUGAGGCACCAGCUGAAGGUCAGGAAAGCCAGAAGAAAGUUUCUUUUGAAGUCAGGAGGAAGAAAGGGUCUCGGCAGGAAAACCAAGCGGACAUUCCUGGACACAUCCUGGACUGUGCUUUCCUGCUGAAGCACCACUGUGUGAGAAAGCCAUCGGACCUGUGCAGCAUUAAUGUCAGUGGCCUGAAGUUCUCCCAGGCUAAGGAAAAGGACUUCAAGCAUUUUCAUUCUGUGGUUUAUAUCAAUGCCUCAGAAAACUUGCUGCCUCUAGAGGCAUUUCACACAUUUCCAGCCUUAAAGGAACUGGAGCUUGCAUUCAAUGGCAUCAAAACAAUCUACGUGAAAUAUGGAGACUUUAAGUUAUUGGAAUUCUUGGACCUUUCCUUCAAUAGCCUGACUGCAGAGGCCAUCUAUGAUCUGGGAAUUCUGCCACACCUUCGUGUCUUGCUCCUUACAGGCAAUGGGCUAACCUCCCUGCCACCCAACUUGGCUGUCUCAGAGCGGGAAGCAUCUAGGACAUCGCUGACAAGCAAGAGGCACAUCCUGAGGUUCCCAGCCCUGGAGACACUGAUGCUAGAUGACAACAAACUCUCCAACCCCAAUUGCUUUGCCAGCCUGGCUGGGCUCAGGAGACUGAAGAAGUUAAGCCUGGACCAAAACAGGAUUUUCCGGAUCCCGUACCUACAGCAGGUUCAGCUCUUGGAUGGGUCAGGGAGCAGGGUUAGAGGCAGUCGAAGUCCCCAGAGAGAGCACCAAUCCAUGCUGCAGCCCAAGUGGAUGUUUGAGGCCUCAGAUGAGCAACCAGAUUAUACUGUGCUGCCCAUGAAAAAGGAUGUUGACCGGACAGACAACCAAGGCAUGUGCACUUCCUCCCAUAUUCAAGAUUCUUCCUGUGAAGUCACUGCAGGCCAGGAACCAGACGCUGGCCCCACCCUUCCCGGAGCUGAGGUACCUUAGCGUGGCC